Rhineura floridana is the source of this 2520-nucleotide messenger RNA. RefSeq names its product zinc finger protein ZFP2-like. The transcript is spliced from 7 exons. The record is from RefSeq and is a predicted model, not a curated record. Lineage: Eukaryota; Metazoa; Chordata; Lepidosauria; Squamata; Rhineuridae. The coding region runs from base 124 to 2157 and encodes 677 amino acids. Gene Ontology annotation, biological process: regulation of DNA-templated transcription.
CUGGGAGCAAAGCGGCUCCUGUCUCUCCCUCUCUCUCUCCCAAGGGAUGCAGCCUCAGUGGCCCCUUCUGGGGUCUGUCUGCCCGGAUUUGUGGAAUUGGAAUAUGGCAACCUGAUUUCUUGGAUGAGUUUCAGUUGGUACAGCUUGAGGACUUUGACAAGGUGCUUGGACAGAUCAAAGAUGGAUCAGCAAGACUCUGCUGCCCUUGAAGCAGGAAAAGGCCCUGAUGCCAUCAAGACUGGGACCUGUGGGGAGAAAUUCUGUGGGGAAAACAGCCUCCUCUCAGAUGUCCAGUCCCAGCAGUUCAGGCAUUUCCGCUACGAGGAAGGCAUGGGGCCCCGAGAGGCUUGCAGUCAACUCCAUCUUCUUUGCCAUCGGUGGCUGAAGCCGGAGCGACACACAAAGAACCGGAUGCUGGACCUGGUGAUCCUGGAGCAGUUCUUGAGGAUCCUUUCACCAAAGACGGCGAGCUGGGUGAGGGAAUGUGGAGCGGAGACCACUUCCCAGGCGGUGGCCCUGGCCGAAGGAUUCCUCCUGAGCCAGGCAGAGGAGAAGAAGCAGGAAGAGCGGCAGGAAAAGGGUCUGUUUGGAGGAAAAGGAACUGAUUUUUCCGAGGCAGAGAGGACUUCAUCGGACACCAGACAGAGGCCGCUGGGUGAUGGAAUGAUGUCGGCAAGACCUACUAAACCUUCUCUUUGUGGUGUAGGAGAAGCUGCUGCUGUUCCACAUGAUCAGGGUCCAGUGGUCUUUGAGGAUGUGGCUGUGUAUUUCACGGAAGAGGAGUGGGCCCUGCUGGCUCCUGACCAGAGAGCUCUGCACAAGGAAGUCAUGGAGGAGAAUUGUGGUACUCUGGCCUGUCUUGAUGGUGACAAAUGGAAAGUCAAGAGUAAGAGAGAACUGGGUGGGAAAGAGAUAUCUGAAAAAGACCAAUCUAAGAAGACGGAAGAGCAGAGAAGGAAAACUGAAGCUGAAGAGAAGAGAAGGGAUGAAUCCUCUCCUUCUCAGGGCAGUGACUGCCAUGAGAUUUCAGUCCGAGAAAAAACAGAUGCAAGAAACAAAAGAAGUAAUACUUUUGGUUAUUGGAAAAGUCUCAAUUUUAACAAAAAUGGCAAAGCCCAUACCAAAAAGAAACUCUAUGAAUGCUUGGAAUGUGGAAAGAACUUUCCUUCCUGUUACAAACUUACUAUCCAUGCUAGAAUUCAUACUGGGGAAAAACUGUAUCAAUGUUUAGAAUGUGGAAAGAGCUUCAUUGAUAAGAGAAAUCUUAUAUUCCAUGAAAGAAUUCACACUGGGGAGAAACCAUAUAAAUGUUUGGAGUGUGGAAAGAGUUUCAGUCACAAGACAUCUCUCACUAAUCAUCAAAGAAUUCAUACAGGGGAGAAACCAUAUAUAUGCUUAGAGUGUGGAAAGAGCUUCAGUCAUAAGACAUGUCUCAUUUAUCAUCAAAUAACUCAUACUGGGGAGACCCCGUAUAAAUGCAUGGAAUGCGGAAAGGGCUUUCCUUCCAAUUCUGCACUUAAUGUCCAUAAAAACAUCCACACUGGAGAGAAACCAUAUAAAUGCUUAGAGUGUGAAAAGAGCUUCAAUCACAAGACAUCUCUCACUAAUCAUCAAAGAAUUCAUACAGGGAAGAAACCAUAUAAAUGCUUGGAGUGUGGAAAGAGCUUCAGUCAAAAGAUCUCUCUCACUAAUCAUCAAAGACUUCAUACUGGGGAGACCCCGUAUAAAUGCAUGGAAUGCGGAAAGGGCUUUGCUUCCAAUUCUGCACUUCAUUUCCAUAAAAACAUUCACACUGGAGAGAAAUCAUAUAAAUGCUUAGAGUGUGACAAGAGCUUCAAUUACAAGACAUGUCUAACUAAUCAUCAAAGAAUUCAUACAGGGGAGAAACCAUAUACAUGCUUGGAAUGUGGAAAGAGCUUCAGUCGCAAGACAUCUCUCACUAAUCAUGAAAGACUUCAUACAGGGGAGAAACCAUAUAUAUGCUUGGAGUGUGGAAAGAGCUUCAGAACCAGUUCUCACCUUUCUUCCCACCAAAGAAUUCACACUGGGAAGAAACUAUAUAAAUGUUUGGAAUGUGGAAAGAAUUUGAGCUGCAAGAGAUAUCUCACUUCCCAUCAGGGAAUUCAUACAAGACAGAAAUUGUCAAAUAAUGCUUGAAUUGUUGAGAGAGCAAAACAGCAAUGUCAUCAUCCAAGAAUUCACAAAAGAGGGAAAACCAUGUUAAUGUGCUGAGUGUACAAAACUUAUCUCCCCGGUGAAAGAUGGGAGGGGACCGAAUAUACUUUAGUUAACUUGAUCAAUGGUUGUUCUGUUUCUUGACAUGAUACUGAUAUGAAUACCAGUUACUGGAAACCUCAGGAGGGGGAAAUGCUCUUGCACUUGGGUCCUGCUUGCGGGCUCCCCAGGGGUUCUGGUUAGCCUGAUCCAAGAGUUUCUUCUUAUGUUCUUACUUGUGUUGCUAGUGUAUAUCGAAUGUAAUUCAUUUGUAUCUUGUGAGUUUUUAAAUAUUGUUUUGAUUCA